CGCAUUGUCAACGCCGUGUAUUGUGGUAGUGAGAAUGUCAAACAAGGUGUUUUGUUUAGCAAUUAAUGUUUAGCCUGCUUGUAAUUGAUUCAGUACGGUGCCGACAACAGCAGACGACGAAAUGGAAAGAAGAAGUUUUCGAUGAUGAUUACAAUCCUAGUAAAGAAACGAGGGAGAUGAUUUGAUUACAAAAGAAUAGAAUUGCAGGAAUAUGUGGUUAUUGUUGUUGUUCGUAGGGUUCAUAUCGUUAGUGGCCGGCAUAUGCAUCACCCUUAGUGUUCAGUGGUAUAUUUUUCGUAGAUAUUUACAAACUCUUCCUUACGUCGGACCUCCGGAGACAACAGAAGCAGAUCCUUUUAGACUUCCACAGGAUUUGGAGGAACUACUGAAACAAGAUGACACAUUCAAGAAAGAAAACUGUGCUGCUCUUAAUUUGCUAUUCCAGUUCCUAUUCAAAGAGCUUAGGCACACAAAGGAGGUUCAAAAAUGGUUUCUGCGGAAGCUGAGCCUUGAGUUUGAAGAGUUGUUAACAAGGACAACAACUGGAAAACUUUUUGACAGUAUAACAAUUAGAGAUAUCCAUCUUGGCACACAUUUUCCAGAAGUGAAGAGUAUUUUGGUAAAGGAUGUUGUGCUUGAUGAAGUCAAUAAGCACCUUGACACAUUGGAAUUGUGCUUAGAUCUUGAAUAUUCUGGAGGAUUUCAGUUAUCUAUUGAUGCCAAUAUGGUGCUUGGCAAAGCAGCUUAUGUGUCAGUUAAAGUAAAUCGUCUCAUUGGACAAGCACAGCUGCAGUUCACACGUUUGCCCUAUACACAUUGGUCUUUCAGUUUCUACAGUGAACCUCUCCUAGAACUUCAGGUGGAAUCACAGCUGCAAGGUCGUCCCUUGCCUCACAUAAGUUCAAUUAUCAUUAACCAGAUACGCAAGACUGUCAGGAAGAAACAUACACUUCCUCAUUACAAGAUACGACACAAACCUUUUUUUGUAAAAUUAGUUCCAGAAGAAGAUGGAGGGACUCCAAAUGUACUUCCUGGAAAAUUACGGGUCACAGUUCAGGAAAUCACAAGAUUAACGCAGACACCACCUUGUGACAGUGUUUAUUGUUCAGUGGCUGUAGAUGCAUUCGCUUGGGUGGAGAUGGUACGAACUCAAAAUUCACACUAUGUAUCUUUGGAGCUGAGUAUUGAACAUCGUGGUACACAACCAUUAGGAUUAAUAUUUCGACAAGAAUUUGUUGCUGACCGUUAUCAGGCAUGUAUCGUGGUGGAUACAGUAACAUCCAUGUCACCAGCUGCUGCUGCAGAUGUUAAGCCUGGUGAUGUGCUUGUUGCUAUUGAGGGAAAAAAAGUAACCUCUCUCUCUCAAGUAGCUCGCCUGCUGAAAGCAGCUGGUGAGAAAAUAACCCUGAGAGUGGAACGCAGAGUUUGGCUGCAAGAUCAGGAACUGGAUACAUUAAAACUUCCAGACCAGCGCAAGAACAGUGAAGGUCUGCGUCAUCGGAAGCUGUCUGAGCAGAGUGAUAGCAGUGUGUCAAAUCCUGCUUCGGUACCAGGUUCACCUGCAAAGACAACAGAUUAUUCCAGACAGCCAAGUCCUGUGCAUGGUCAGAAGUUACUUCUGGAUUCUAUUAUGGAUGGAGGAACAUCUGUUGAUUCGUUGCAGAUACAUAAGACAAGAGAACUACCCUUCAGCAAGGUCCUUGCAUUUAGUGAAACAGUUGAAUUCACUAUCACUGAAAGGCAUCAGUAUCUGAACAUUAGUGUUUGGGGAAAGGGAAUCAGUCAGACAGCACUAUUGGGCCAUGUAAGUGUUCCACUUGAAUCUGUGAUUACAGCUUCAAAACAACGUCACCAUUCUAGGAUGUGUGCCUUGCUUCCACCUGAUCCACAUACUGCUAUGAGCCGAAGUCACAAGCUGUCAUCUCACUCUGGUUUUGAGCCCUGCCUCUGCUUUGGGGAUAUAUUGCUGUCAUUUAAAUUUACAAGUGGUGGAGAAGCGCCCAUGUCUACCACCGUCAAGUUGCAGCAAAGUGCCACACGUUCAUUACCUGCAGAGGAGGGCCACAAACAGCAUGACUUUGUGAGGACACAGUUCCACCGCACCACACAGUGCGAGUUUUGUGGCAAGAAGAUAUGGUUGAAAGAUGCAGUUCAGUGUCGUAGCUGUGAUAUGACAUGUCACAAGAAAUGUGUGGUGAAAUGUCAGGUGAGCACUCUGUGUGAAGGUUCUCAGAAAACACCUACAGGGAACACAUCCCUGCAAAGAAGCCCAUCACCAACUCCACGACGAGCAUCUGUUCUGCCUGAGAUCAUUACCAGUGUUGCUGAUGGUGACAACAGUGAGGUUUCCAUGACUGACAGCUUAUCUGGUCUUCCACAACUUCUACUGGAUGGUGGUGAUGAAGUUUCCUCCACAUUCAGUCACCUCCUGCAGCAGCCUAGUCAUCAGGAUCCUAUGGCUGUGGCAAAAUCUACUGGGAAAGACUUGUACUCAGAUUUGCCAAUAGCAGAACGCAAAGAAAAAAUUAACAAGUUGAUUGGGAAGCUGAAAGCUGCGAUAGAUGCUGAAACACAAUCGCGUAUACUGCUGACUAAGGAGAGUAAUGAAUCUAAAGAUCCUGUCUCUCAAGCCAGAGCUGAAUUCCUAAUAAGCAAAUCAGAUGAAAAAGUACAAGAAUUAGCAGUCCUGAUGUUACACUGUUGUGCUGGCCUCCAGCAUGUACAGGAUCAGGAAGAUUUAGCAUCCAAGAGCAGCUAGUUUAACAUCAUUACUACUGGUUAUCAUCUGAUCAGAAUCACUUCAGUUUGUUUGUUUGUGUGUGUGUGUGUGUGUGUGUGUGUGUGUGUGUGUGUGUGUGUGUGUGUGUGUGUGUGUGUGUGUGUUUUACUUGCACGAAGAGAUGUUCUUGUGUGCAGGGAAGAACAUGGGACACAGAAUUCUCAAGUAAACUUGUAAACAGAUUUUAAAUUUUGUUCAGCAGAAAGAACUGUGGAAAGCUUCUGCAGUUUGUGAAGAUAUAAGAUGUCUAGCAACCUUCCUUCCUUCCCACUGUACUGAAAAUAUUUGUGCUGAACCAUAAAAGUAGCUCUGAUGUUAUUACACACCAGUUUUGUACUAAUUCCAUUUUAUAAUGAUGGAGUAAUUAUUGAUAGAAUUUACUGUUCACAUGUGUAUGUGUGAGUAAAUGGAAAGCAUUCAGCAUACUUUUGUAGCCUUGACUGUUUUUCAUACUUUUUUGUGAAAAUGUGGGAAUGUUGAUAAUUGGGCUACUUGGAGUUUCAUUGUUAUUGCACAUAUAUAAUGCGUGGAAGUAUUUUAGAUAGAAGAAAUUUUCAGUCCAUAUGUAUGAAAUGUUCAUGAAUAUUUAAGUAUAUUUUAUUUAUUUAAACUUAAUUAAGAGUAUAAGCUGCUAUAAAGUAAUUUAUUUUCAUAUGGAACCGACUUUGUAUAAAAAACCAUAAACAUUGCAUAUGCCAGCAAUAAUUUUGUAUUGUGUGCCAGAACUGUAAAAUUUCCUGAUAUUGAAAUGAGAAAUAGUGUCAGAAAUAAUAUUAGUAAUUUUAAUAUUCUGAAUGAGAUUUACACAUGGCAGUAAUCACUUGCUUUUUUACCACUUGUUGUAUGGGGUGUAGCAGUUUUUUAAUCUGUGAGUCAACUAAGUUGACAGAUAAAACAAAUAUAAGCAAUGAUUGCCUGCUACAGGCUUACAUUUAAAAAAAUACCCAUUGCCAUCCUAUCCAUUUGUGAACUGCAAAAAUUUGACAACUUGUAAAUUAUUUGAUAGUUUUGCUUUAUUGGUCCAUUUCAUCUUAGAAUUGUAGCAUUAAAAUUCCUAAAAAUGAAGUUUUAGAAAAUUUUCAUGAAAAUAUGUUCGAAAAUUGGUCUUCUGUGCUUAACUAUAAAUUUGUAUUCUUUUAAGUACUGCCACUUUUUGUACUGAAAUGAAAGAUGUUUAGUUUUCUAUGUUUGAUUAUAAAGUGACAUGUUAUUUCUUUUUUGUGAUGACUUUGUUCUCUUUGUUUAGUUUUCGAAAAUCCUUUCUUUUUGCGAAUACUUUAUGAAGGGAAAAAUGUACAAGAAAGCUUAAGAAAUUAUUGAUAUUUAACUUUUCAUGAUGUGACAGUGCAAGCGUAAAUUAGUUCGUUAGAUAUAAUUAAUAUCUUCCUGUUGAUACAUUCUUGAACAGUUAUACUUUAAAAUUCAGUGGUAUAGAUACUUAUUUAUUAUGUAUGGUGCUGAUAGUCUUUUUGUUUGGAAAUUACUUAUUUACCAUAGGAGACAAGUUUGUGCUUCUGUAAGAUUAAAUGCAUGGUAAUGGGAAAGAAAUGUCAGUAUCUCAUUAGCCAUUCUAGUAGGUAGCAUCAGGUGCUUUGUGUAAUCUGCAUGUUUUGAAUAUCAACCAGUACUUAGUGUUCAUAAAGACUUCUGAACAUUCAGGAUUUUUAUAAACAGAAGGAACUGCAUUAAUUUGAGUUUCUUUUCACCGGAUAUUUAUUUACUACACAAAUUAAUAAAGUCAAGAUUAGAACACAACAGUCACUCAGUUAUGUAGCAAGAAACACCAAUUGUUCUGGAUGCUCAUUAGUUUUCCAUAGUUAGUGAUUACUCUCGCUACACACUUGCUGUAGUAGUUUAAGUUCCUCAUCUUUAAAGGUUAACUACAACUGUGAAUUAAAACUGCUUUUAAUGUUAAUUCUGUAGUUUGUAAUGUGGCUUCAUUAACAAAUUUUUAUGCACUGAAAGGGGUAAAUGGUUCUUGCAACUGUUUAUAGUAUGCCAUAAAUGUAAGCAUAUGAUGUCUUCCAUGGGGGUCAUAUGUAGGUUUUAGGUAUUGCUUUCUAAUGCAGUAUAAAUAGAGAUAAUACUGUGUUAGUAUUUAGUUAAGGGUACUAGUCAAAUUCUGUCAGUUUUAGUAAAACAAUUCCCUCCAUAGUUACUCUAAGGGAACUCAGUAUUACUCUGUAGAUAGAUGGUACCAGUCAUGAAUUUUUCAAGAAACUCUGCUGAAUCUCGAUCUGGUAAUAUUUCAUGUAGCAAAUUGUCAUUUUAUUUAUUUGUGUGUAUUUACAUCUGAACAUCUCUCUAAUGCUUUCAAUAUUUUGCUUUAUGUAUUUAGAAAAGAAAUAUAUUACAUGUUUACUGGUAGUUACUUAAUAAACCAGCAGAGGUAGCAGUAAUGUCUUUCUCUAUAUCUGAAAGGCAUGUUGUCAAUAUUAGCAUGCUAAUUAUUAAUUUUCCGUGUAACUUCAUUUUGGAAAAUGUAAACGUGUGACCUCUACACUUUAACACAACACCAAGAAAUGAGUGCGCAAUAAACAU
Molecule: messenger RNA, 5320 nt
Organism: Schistocerca piceifrons (Central American locust)
Lineage: Eukaryota; Metazoa; Arthropoda; Insecta; Orthoptera; Acrididae
Gene: Pdzd8
Product: PDZ domain-containing protein 8
Exons: 15
Coding region: 212-2758 (848 amino acids)
Biological process (GO): mitochondrial calcium ion homeostasis
Cellular component (GO): mitochondria-associated endoplasmic reticulum membrane contact site
Molecular function (GO): lipid binding; protein binding
Source: RefSeq, a predicted model, not a curated record